GAUACAUCCGCACAAAGCCGCGCGUUUCCCCACCAAAGCCCCGAGAGGCGGAAGAACCAGAGCUCAGCAUCUGGCUGAUGUUCAAGCGCUCACGGAGGAGCAGGCUUCUGGCAGCUUUGGGUCAUUUUGAGCCCAUUCUGCCUGGAACUGAAUGCAGGGGCAAGUUCGGGUCACCACCUGCGGGCCGGGGGCGGGGCGGGCCACACACGCUGAGGGACGCGGAGGCCGGGGGAGAGCCGGGAGUUAGGAAAAUGUGACCCUGCGACCCCGAACGCCGCCAGGCUCCCUCUCCUGCGCUCCACCUGCUCGUCUGCGCCCAGCUGCCAGCCGGCCAUGGCCAGCCCCGCGCCCUUAGUGGCUUCCAUCAGUCACCAAAUGGUGGCUCUGCAGACCCUGCAGCUACUCCAGCAGGAGUGGGGUUGGGGUGACGGCCCUAGCGCCCCCGGAAGCCCACGCGGCCCGGACCACGUGCCCGUCGCCCAAGCUCGUCGCCCAGGCCAGAUGCGGACUCGGCGGGGGUUGGGACGCGGGGUCGCCGGAGCGCGGAGCUCCCCCGAAGCAGGCGGGCUGCGGGGCGCAGAGGGGGGCGCUGAGCUGCUGCCCUUCCCCCGGGACCGCGGGCCCUGCACCCUGGCUCGGAUGGCGAUGCGCAGCGCGCUGGCCCGCGUGGUGGACUCGACCUCGGAGCUGGUCAGCGUAGAGCAGACUCUGCUUGGGCCUCUUCAGCAGGAGAGGCCCUUCCCCAUCCACCUGAAGGACAGUGUUGAGUUCCGAAACAUCUGUAGUCACCUGGCUCUCCAGAUUGAAGGACAACAGUUCGACAGAGACUUGAAUGCCGCGCACCAGUGUCUGAAGACCAUAGUGAAGAAGUUGAUCCAGUCACUUGCUAACCUCCCGUCGGAUGCCCAUGUGGUUGCCUGUGCUUCCUUGAGACAGAUCUUACAGAAUCUCCCAGAUGUGUGAGUGUGAGAGACAGCCAGUCUACAGCUGGCCGUGCUGAGAGACCCGGCUCCUUCGCCUUCCUGAGCAACUAGCCAUGAUGGGUGUUUAUGCUCCCAAAAGGACUCGAUAUUUCAUGUCUAAGUCUGGCCACGUGCGCGCCUGUAGCCUUCAGCAUGACAGCAUGCGAGUGCACAUAUUUUUAAAGUCGUAGUGCAUAUUUUUUAAGUAUGUUGACUUACUGCUGAUUUUCGGACCGAAAUACAUUUCUCGCUGUGGAGCUAAUCGGAUUGUAUAUAUAUGUAUAUAUUUAUUAACCAUAGUAAGCAUUGGGUUUGACUGAAUGAUAUUUGAGUCUAUAUUUGUAUUAUUGUGGGCAAUAAGGCUCAGUGCGGAUGUGUAUAGUAGAAGGACCAUGGCGCUCGUCACAUUAUGGGAAUGAAUGGGACAUUUAGUAACUGAUUUUCUGUUUUCUGGGCACUUCAUGAUAGGCAGUGGUGGUGCUCUUUAGCUGUAGAACUACAGGUAUCAGCAUUGUGGGUCCAGCCCUGACAUUUGUCAUUCUUCACUGUGUGGGAAGUGCUGCUUCUAAACCUUGCACCACUGUGUGCUGAUCUGUACAUUUGAAAUGAUAAA
Molecule: messenger RNA, 1575 nt
Organism: Alexandromys fortis (reed vole)
Lineage: Eukaryota; Metazoa; Chordata; Mammalia; Rodentia; Cricetidae
Gene: Dleu7
Product: deleted in lymphocytic leukemia 7
Exons: 2
Coding region: 334-963 (209 amino acids)
Source: RefSeq, a predicted model, not a curated record